Messenger RNA from Gilbertella persicaria, 6809 nucleotides. RefSeq names its product Sec63 Brl domain-containing protein. NCBI's taxonomy places the organism in Eukaryota, Fungi, Mucoromycota, Mucoromycetes, Mucorales, Choanephoraceae. Bases 124 to 6720 code for a protein of 2198 amino acids. Gene Ontology annotation, cellular component: nucleus. Gene Ontology annotation, molecular function: ATP hydrolysis activity; ATP binding; nucleic acid binding. The record is from RefSeq and is a predicted model, not a curated record. The transcript is spliced from 2 exons.
CUUCUUUAACUUGUACACUCUUUUCGUUGCAACUCGUUUUUCCUAUCCUUUUUUUAUUCCUUAUAGAGCUUGCAACACCUCACAAAGCUUUUCUUUUAUUUUUUAUUGUUUGAUAUAUAAGAAAUGGCUGAAAACUUUGCAAAAGCAAACCAGUAUCAAUAUGCUGCCACUUCAAGUUUAGUCUUACAAGCAAACCGUAAAGGGCUACCGCGUCGAGACCAAGAACCAACUGGCGAACCUGAUUCUUUAUAUGGAAAGAUUGAUCCCAAAGAUUUUGGUUCUCGCGCAGAAAGAGAAAUACCCAAAGAUAUUGAACAAAAAAAGAAAAAAGCUGCUGCUAAACGUUCUGAAGCAUCAAAUGAAAAGAGACGCAAGAGAAAAGAAGAGAAAGCUAUCAGUCGAGCUUAUGGUUAUUCUUCUGUUCUUUCAGCAACUGAAGACUGGGAGGGUCUCAACUACAGACCUCGUACAAAAGAAACACGCGAAGCUUAUGAACACAUUUUAUCUUUUGUUUAUGAGCAUUUGGGCGACCAAGCACGCGAUGUUAUCAGAAGCGCUGCGGAUGAUGUUUUAGAAACACUUAAGACUGAUACACUUAAAGACUUUGACAAGAAGAAAGAGAUUGAAUCUGUGAUUGGAAAUAUUGGAUCAGAACAAUUUGCUCAACUUGUCAAUCUGUCAAAGAAGAUCACUGAUUAUUCAGCUGAUGGCGAAGCUAUGGAUGUAGAUGAAAAUGGCGACAAAAUUGGCGAGAUUGAUGAUGAACUUGGUGUCGCAGUUGUUUUUGAUGACGACGAAGAUGAUGGGGAACAAGAUGACCAAUUUGAAAUGAAAGAUGACGAAGAAGAUGUUGAAGAGGAUAACGUCAAUAUGCCUGUUGCAGAGGAAGAGGAAGAAGCAGAGUCCACUGAUGAUGAAUCAGGCUUCAAGACUGUUCUUCCUGGCCAAGAAAAAAAGAAGAAGCGAUCAGGCAAUAAGAAGUCUUCUGUUGCUCAAGAAGACGACACACUUUUCCCUCAUGACAUUGAUGCCUUCUGGCUUCAACGUCAAAUUGCUGCACACUAUUCUGAUGCACACACCGCUCAAGAAAAGACAGUUCAAGCCUUUAAUAUCUUGGGCUCAGAAUCUAUUGAUAUUCGUGAUUGCGAAAAUGAACUAAUGGUUCUUUUUGACUUUGAUAAAUUUGAUCUUGUACGCAUUUUGAUUAAGAACCGCGAAUUGAUCUAUUGGUGUACACGUCUUGCUCGAGUAGAUGGUAAUGACAGAAUUGCUGUUGAAAAAGAGAUGCAAAACAAAAACUUGGGUUGGAUUUUGCGUAGUUUGAGUGGUGAUCGUCAACGUCGGGGCGAGGCUCUUGAAAGAAAGGGUGUAGUUGACACUGCCAUGGAAAUUGAUGAUGAUGCCUCAAAGGGUCGCAGUCGUGGCCAAUUGCCUACAACUGUUACUAUCACUCCAGGCACAACAGUUGCUCCUCAAAAAACGAUUGAUUUAGACUCUCUUGUGUUUGAACAAGGCUCUCACUUGAUGUCUAACAAGAAGGUCAAGUUACCUGAUGGCUCAUUCAAGCGUUCUAAAAAGGGCUAUGAAGAAAUUCACGUUCCUGCUCCCAAGCCUGAACAAUACUCUUCUGGUGAAAAGCUAGUGCCUAUCAAAUCGUUGCCUGAUUGGGCUCAAGAUGCUUUUAUUGGCCCCAAAACAUUGAAUCGUGUUCAAAGUAGACUUUACCCUACAGCAUUUAAUAGCGAUGAGAACCUUCUUUUGUGUGCUCCUACUGGUGCUGGUAAAACUAAUGUGGCUAUGCUUACCAUCUUGCAUGAAAUUGGCAAGAAUCGUGAUCCCGAGACUGGCUUGCUUGAUCUCGAAAAUUUCAAGAUUGUCUAUAUUGCUCCCAUGAAGGCCUUGGUAGCUGAAAUGGUUGGUAACUUUACUCAACGUCUCAAGCCAUAUGGUAUCACUGUAGCCGAGUUGACAGGUGAUCGUCAAUUGACAAAGCAACAAAUUGCUGAAACUCAAAUCAUUGUCACUACUCCUGAAAAGUGGGAUGUCAUUACUCGUAAAGCCACUGAUCGUAGCUACACUGCUUUGGUUCGUCUUAUUAUCAUUGAUGAAAUUCACUUGUUGCAUGAUGAUCGUGGCCCUGUUUUGGAAAGUAUCAUUUCUCGUACUAUCCGUAACAUGGAACAAACACAAGAGCUUGUUCGUCUCGUCGGUCUUUCUGCUACUUUGCCAAACUAUGCUGAUGUUGCUGCAUUCUUGCGUGUAGACAGCAAGACUGGCUUGUUUCAUUUUGAUGGUUCUUAUCGUCCUUGUCCAUUGAAGCAACAAUUUAUUGGUGUAACAGAAAAGAAGGCCAUUAAGCGUUUCCAAACCAUGAACGAGGUCUGUUAUGAAAAGGUCAUUGAACAACUUGACCAAAAGGAAGAGAAUCAAGUCCUUGUUUUCACUCACUCUCGUAAGGAAACUGCCAAGACAGCCAAAACACUCAGAGAUAUGGCUAUUGAAAAAGAAACCAUUGGCCGUUUCUUAAAGCAAGACUCUGCUAGUCGUGAAAUUCUUCAAUCUGAAGCUGCUACUGUCAAAGACGCUAACCUUCAAGAUCUCUUGCCUUAUGGUUUCGCUAUUCACCAUGCUGGUAUGACUCGUGCUGAUCGUACUUUGGUUGAAGAUUUAUUCACUGAUGGUCAUAUCAAGGUCUUGGUUUCUACUGCAACACUUGCUUGGGGUGUCAAUUUGCCUGCACACGCUGUUAUCAUCAAGGGUACUCAAAUCUACUCACCUGAAAAGGGUCGCUGGGUUGAACUCUCUCCUCAGGAUGUCUUGCAAAUGUUGGGUCGUGCCGGUCGUCCACAAUAUGACACAUAUGGUGAGGGUAUUAUCAUUACAGCACAUUCGGAGCUGCAAUACUACCUUUCACUUAUCAACACACAGCUUCCCAUUGAAUCUCAAUUCAUUUCUCGACUUGCUGAUAAUCUUAAUGCUGAAAUUGUUCUUGGUACUAUCAGAAACCGUGAUGAGGCUGUUCAAUGGUUAGGUUAUACUUAUUUGUAUGUCCGUAUGUUGCGCAAUCCUACACUCUACAGUAUCUCGCUUGACGAGCUUGAAGAUGAUCCUCACCUCGAACAAAAGCGUGUGGAUUUGAUUCAUGCUGCUGCUACCAUUUUGGAUAAAUGCAACUUGGUCAAAUAUGACAAGAAAUCAGGUCGUUUCCAAAUCUCUGAACUUGGUCGUAUCGCCUCUCACUUCUAUGUCAGCCACCAUUCCAUGUCUACUUACAACCAACACUUGCGUCCUAUGAUGAGUGAAAUUGAGCUUUUCCGUGUCUUUGCUCUCUCUGAUGAAUUCAAAUACAUUCCUAUUCGUGAAGAAGAAAAGAUGGAAUUGCAAAAACUCUUGGAACGUGUGCCUGUGCCUGUCAAAGAAAGCCUUGAUGAACCUACUGCCAAAAUCAAUGUCUUAUUACAAGCCUAUAUUUCUCAAUUGAAGUUGGAUGGUUUUGCUUUGGUUUCUGACAUGGUCUACGUAACUCAAAGUGCUGGUCGUAUCCUUCGUGCUAUCUUUGAAAUUUGCUUGAAACGUGGUUGGGCUCAAUUGACCAAAAAGGCCUUGGAUAUGUGUAAGAUGGUCGAGAAGCGUAUGUGGUUGCCCAUGUCUCCUUUGCGUCAAUUCAAGGCUAUGCCUCAAGACAUUGUUCGUCGUCUUGAACGUAAAGAGUUCCCUUGGGAGCGUUACUUUGACUUAAAUCCUCAAGAACUUGGUGAAUUGAUUGGUCAGCCCAAGGCUGGUCGCACACUUCAUAAAUUUGUACACCAAUUCCCUAAGCUUGAUCUUCAAGCACAUGUUCAACCUGUUACUCGCUCCUUACUCAAGGUAGAGUUGACUAUCACCCCCGACUUCCAAUGGGAUGAAAAGGUCCAUGGUCUUGCUGAAGCUUUCUGGAUUCUGGUUGAAGAUGUUGAUGGCGAACAUAUCUUACAUCAUGAAUAUUUUGUAUUGAAGCAACGUUAUGCUGAGGAAGAACAUUUAGUCUCUUUCACUGUUCCUCUCUACGAACUAUUGCCUCCCAACUACUUUGUUACUAUUGUUGCUGAUCGUUGGAUGCAUUGCGAGACCAAGUUACCUGUCUCCUUCAAGCACUUGAUCCUUCCUGAAAAGUAUGCUCCACACACUGAACUCCAUGAUCUUCAACCUUUGCCUGUGUCUGCUUUGCGUAAUCCUGAGUAUGAAAAACUUUACUCUUCUUGGAUCAACCAUUUCAACCCUGUGCAAACACAAGUAUUUAAUGCUCUUUACACAACUAAUGAAAACACCUUUAUUGGUGCCCCCACUGGUUCCGGUAAAACUGUUUGUGCCGAAUUUGCUCUUCUUCAUUUAUGGAAUCAAAUUCCCGACUCUCGUGUUGUUUAUGUUGCACCAUUCCAAGAACUUGUAGAUCAACGUGUUGCUGAAUGGUCUGAGAAGUUCAGCAAGAUUGGUGGCGGUAAAGAAAUUGUUGCCUUGACAGGCGAAACAAGUGCUGAUCUGAAGUUGUUGGAACGCGGUAAUGUUAUUUGCUGUACUCCUACUCAAUGGGAUGUUAUUUCUCGUCGUUGGAAGCAAAGAAAGAAUGUUCAAAAUGUAGACUUGUUUAUUGCCGAUGAAAUUCAUAUGAUCGGUGGCGACCUUGGCCCUACUUAUGAAGUGAUUGUUUCUAGAAUGAGAUACAUUGCUUCCCAAACUCAAAAGCCUAUCCGUAUUGUUGCUUUGAGUACUUCUCUUGCUAACGCUCGUGACUUGGGUGAAUGGAUUGGUGCUACUUCUCACUCUGUAUUCAAUUUCCAUCCAUCUGUGCGUCCUGUGCCUUUGGAGAUUCAUGUCCAAAGCUACAAUGUACCUCAUUUUGCUUCUCUUAUGAUGGCUAUGGCUAAGCCUACUUAUUUGGCAAUCACAACACACGCAGACAAUAAGCCUUCUAUUGUAUUUGUUCCUUCAAGAAAGCAAUGUAAAUUGACUGCUGUUGAUCUCAUCACCUAUUGUGUUGCUGAUGGUAAGACUGAUCAAUUCUUGCAUUGCAAGUUGGAAGAGAUUCAAUCUAUUUUGGACCGUAUUCAAGACAAGUCUUUGGUUGAAACACUUCAACAUGGUAUUGGUUUCUAUCAUGAAGCUCUUUCCAAGCAAGACAAGAAGAUUGUUGAGCAACUUUAUGAAACUGGUGCUAUUCAGGUCAUCAUUGCUUCUCGCGAUACAUGUUGGGCUCUUCCUCUUCAUUCUCAUAUGGUCAUUGUGAUGGGUACUCAAUACUUUGAAGGUAAAGAACAUCGUUAUGCAGACUAUCCUAUCACUGAUGUGUUGCAAAUGAUGGGUCGUGCCUGUCGUCCUUUGGAAGAUGAAACUGGCAAGUGUGUUCUUAUGUGUCAAGCUAACAAGAAAGAAUUCUACAAGAAGUUCUUGUAUGAAGCAUUGCCUGUUGAAUCUCACUUGGAUCAACUUUUGCAUGAUCACUUUAAUGCUGAAAUUGUCACUAAGACCAUUGAAAACAAGCAAGAUGCUGUUGAUUAUCUCACUUGGACUUUCCUGUACCGUCGUAUGGCCCACAAUCCCAACUACUAUGGUUUGCAAGGUACUUCUCAUCGCCACUUGUCUGAUCAUCUUUCUGAGCUUGUUGAAACUACUCUCAAUGAUUUGGAAGAGACCAAGUGUAUUACCAUCGAAGAUGAAAUGGAUAUCAGUCCUCUCAAUUUGGGUAUGAUUGCUGCUUACUACAACAUCAACUACACUACUGUGGAUAUGUUCAGUGUCAGUCUGAAGAACACAACCAAGCUCAGAGGUCUUUUAGAAAUCGUCUCUUCUGCUACAGAAUUCGAUGGCAUUCCUAUUCGUCAUCAUGAAGAGAAUGUCCUCCAACGUAUCUAUGACCGUGUGCCUGUUAAGUUGGCUACUCCUAAAUUCAACACACCUAGAAUCAAGACCAAUGUCUUGUUACAAGCACACUUUUCUCGAGUCCAAUUGCCUCCUGAUCUUCAAUCUGAUCAAACCUUGAUUGUCGAGAAGGUUGUUCCUCUCUUACAAGCUUGUGUUGAUGUGAUCUCUUCCAAUGGUUGGUUGUCGCCUGCUUUGGCUGCUAUGGAACUAUCACAAAUGUCUGUUCAAGCCAUGUGGGACCGUGAUUCUCCUCUUAAGCAGAUUCCUUACUUUACAAGUGAAAUCAUCAAGCGUUGUGAAGAACAAGGAGUUGAAUCUGUGUUUGAUAUCAUGGAAUUAGAAGACGAUGUUCGUAAUCAAUGUCUUCAAUUGGAUCAACGCAAGAUGCGUGAAGUGGCUCGUUUUGUCAACAGAUACCCCAAUAUUGAAGUUGGUUUUGAUAUUGCCGAUAAGGAUGCUGUGUCCGCUGGUAGUAUAGUGAAUGUCAGAGUUCAACUUGAACGUGAAGUGGACGAGGAUGAUGAAGAGCAAGAUGUAGGACCUGUCAUUGCUCCUUACUUCCCCAAGAAGAAGGAUGAAGGUUGGUGGAUUGUUAUUGGUGAUCAAGAAACAAAGACUCUAUUGGCUAUCAAGAGAGUGACAUUACAACAAAAAUUGACUGUUAAACUAGACUUUGUUGCUCCUAAAGCAGGUCAACAUACACUUAAGGUCUAUUUGAUGUCUGAUAGUUAUAAUGGCUGUGAUCAAGAAUUGGACAUGGAAUUAGAUGUAGCUGAAGGCGAAGAAAGUGACGAAGACGAAUCUAUGGAUGAAGACGAGUAAUAGAAUUCUCUUGUGUGUUUAUAUUAUUUUGCAUGAACCUCUAUAUUUUUUUUUUCAAUAAAAUCAUGACAGCUUUUUUCCAAAAAAAA